Molecule: messenger RNA, 282 nt
Organism: Penicillium roqueforti
Lineage: Eukaryota; Fungi; Ascomycota; Eurotiomycetes; Eurotiales; Aspergillaceae
Exons: 3
Coding region: 1-282 (93 amino acids)
Source: RefSeq, a predicted model, not a curated record
AUGUUGUCUCAAUUUGCUCUCCCCGGUGCGAACAAACCAUACGGAAACCCAACCAGAACCACUUUUAAGCCUCGGAAUGGGCGGCUCCUGAUUCCUUUCAUGGCCACAAUUGGUCUCGGGUUUGGAGCAUACAAUUAUUACGUCGCUGCCAAGUUACGUCGGGAACAAGCUCUGCUAGAGGAAGAGCAGCGCCUGGCUCGAAACCAACAGUUGAUGGACGCGUACGGCGACAAGAAUAGUUUGCAUGAACUCCAACAUGCACUCGACACGUAUUCUCGAUGA